CCGAACAACGGGAGCUCACCCCGUCACGGGGAUUCGAACCACCGACCUUUUGAUCGGCAAGCCCAAGAGGCUCUGUGGUUUAGACCACAGCGCCACCCGCGUCCCUUAAAAGGGUAUAGGACGUUAAUAAAAGACAGGGUGGUGCUGGAUGUGGGGGGGGCAGCAUGUGUCCCCCAAACAAGGAGCUUGCCCCCCAACACCCACCCCUCCUAAUUGCUGUACUCCUGUUAUUUCAGAGAUUGUGUAGGGCACAACUCUGUCAGCUAGAAAUAUAUGUUGCUCUUUCUGUGACCCCCCCCCCAAAAAAAACUUUCUUCUUCUUUUGGUGCCACCACCAUCCUGCCCCCAAACACUUUGCAGCACAGAGGUCCCCAUACAGUCCUAACCCAUAGCCAGAAGUAAGCCUGCUGAAUUCAAUAGGAUUUACUCUGAGUAGAUGUGGUUAGACUUGGGGGGGGGGGGGAUAAUUCCCUUGACAUUUACUUUCCAGCUACCCAUAGAUGUGAUUUACUACCUUCUCACUUCUCUUCACUUCUCCCUCUUCAGUCCACAUCAGUCCACUUCCCCACCUGCAUCCACUUCCAGGACGUAUCCUUAAACUCAUUUAAUACUACUUUAUUGACCAUCACCCUGAAACCCUUUGUUGAACUCACAAGUGAACAAAAUAAUAAUCUCCACUCUCUGAAUACAAUCCAUUUUAUGUUGCACUGCAAAGGACAAGUGCAGUUAUACUUUUGGAAUCAUAGGAUUGGCACUUAGGUCUGUUUUUCAGCAUGAGUGGUAGUUUUAAUUUCAGGUUCCUAACUGUCCUCAGGCCAUAUAACCUUCCCUAAUAAGCUUUCCUGGCUACUUCAUUUUGUCUUGUAAUGAAGUCUGUGGGCAGCAUUGAGGGUGUGGGGAACAGCUGCUGGCUACAAGGACCUACUGCUGCAGUGAUGCUCAAUUCAAGGCAAGAUGGUCAGUACGGUACUGUAGUUUGUUUUGUUUGACUUUGAUACAGUAGCAGCAUGUUCCUCAGGGCUGCACAUAGUGCAUGGACCUAAAGGUUUUGGAGGAAAGUUGAAAGACAUAAAGUUCAAAUUUAAUUGGAAGAAUCCCACUCCAUACUUACAGGGGAAGUAACCCCAUGGUGACAAAUAUAAAAUGUCAUGAAUAAUAAAAAUGGAGUUGGCCAGAUAUUAAAUAUUAUGCCAUAUGCCACAUUUUUUACUGCAGAGUAAAAAACCUAAAUCAUGGUUUUUUGUGCAAAUUAAGGUAGAUUUUAAAAUAAUAAUAAACAAAUCUAGGUCAAACUACACUUUAUUAUGAAAUAUUUUCAUGGGAAAACAGGGUGGGGGUUUUUUCGUUUUUUUCACCAGUAUGUUCAUAUAGGAUGCCACUCUAAAACAGAUAAUGUUGCAAAUCUUACACACAAUACAAAUUGCACUUAACAUAUACCAGAUGUUUGGGCAAGAAAGGAAUACUAAACCUCUGGCUAUUAGCCAAGUAAUUUAUUAGCAGAUAGUUUAGAAAACUAUUUGGCUUAACAUUUUGCAAGGGUCAAUGUAUAUAUUCACAAUACAUCAACACCAGAACAGUGUCAAAGUUUAACCAGUUAGGAGGUUAGAGGUCAUUUUUGUAGUAUAGUAAAAAGUAAAUAUCAGGAAAUUAGAAACUAAACAGUGAUGGCCAGAACAUGUGCAAUGUUUAAUAUUUUCUGCAACCUGCAAUCUGUCAAGUUUUAAUGUUUUUAAUAUGAAUGGAAAUAGAACUGCCUCUGUACCAUAUGCACCUUAAAACAUGGCUGAAGGAUAUUAUCCCACGACAUUUUCUUGCUGAAUACAGCUGGUUAAGGACCCUUUCUACAUAUAGCUGUUGCUUCAAAACUACACCUGCAUGGAAAUAUGAUGAAACCGAAAUUGAUGUUAGGGCCCUCCAGGUCUUCCCCUGGUGCCCAUCAAGCCUCUGAACCCCCUUUCCGUCAUCAGGUGAGGGUACUUAGCUCCCUUCUCCUUGAGAAGUACAUAAAGCUGAGAGGAAGUUGGAAGAGCUAUCCUCUUACUCAUUUCCUCUUUCAGCUCAAAGUACUUUUCAAGUGUGGCAGCUAAUCAGAAAGUAGGAAGGAAAGAGGAGAAGAGAGGAAGUGAACAGGGAGACUGGGCAGGGGGAAGAAAAAUGGGCUGACCAGAAAGCAGAAAGUGGGGUGCUGCAUGAAUCAGGAGAGGGAGAAUAGAGCAUCAGAGAGAAGGCCAUGUGAAAUCCAUGCCCUGAACCCCAGUGAAACUGAUCCUCUGGAAACUGCAUAUUUAAUGGGUCCCUGCACUCCCCAACCACAAUCACAUGAUAGGUUAUAUUUGUCUGAACUGUAAUACUGUACAAUAAUGGAGGCAUCUUAGUUUAUAUAUUUCCCAGUGAUCUUAUACGUGCGCGUAACAAAAUGAGUAGAAGAUGGAAUCGCAACUGUCUACCAUUUUCCAGCUCAACAUAAGUGCAGUAGCUUCCGAUGGGUGGGAAAACAAUUGGAGGCAUGGUUUUCAACAGAAAAUGGCUGGAGGGAAUAGGUUAAACAUCCCCUUCAGUGUUCCUCCACACCUAGACCUAGACAGUGUCAGUUUAUUGGUUUUCAUCCAUUACCACACCUGGGCACUGAUUUAAAAUGCCCACUGCCUCUUCUGGUUUUCAUGAAAGAUGAAGAUAGAACUUGUUGUCAUUUACCUCUUGACACUUCUCUUCCUUUAUCCAUAUUACCUCACCCAGGAGUUUCUUCAUGUAGAAGUUUAACAGCAUGGGGGAUAAGAGAGAACCUUGCAGAACGCCAAAGCACAAUCGCCAGAGGAUUGAGCAGAAGUCCCUCAGCACCACCUUCUGGAAUUGGCCAGCCAAGUAGGAGCAGGACCAUUCCAAAGCUGUGCCUCCAACACCUGACUCAGACAGCCUGUCUAGGAGGAUACCAGGGUCAGUGGUCUCAAAAGUCACUGAGAGGUCCACAAGAAUUAAAGAGCUGUACUCCUCCUGUCUCUUUUGUCUCAACAGAAGUCAUCCUGCAGGUGACCAAGAUGGUGUGUGCUAAAUUUGGUCUUUGGUGUUCACAAAAUAGUACAGUUGUAUUUCCCCUUUGCUGAAAAGGGACGUUCUUCUCUUUGGUUUGUAAAUCUAGCUGUGGUUUUUUGUUUUUGCGUGUUACAUGCUAAGUUGGCAAAUAUGGUAAAACAUAAGUCGGCCAAAAUUAAGUUUGAAAGCUCCUUUGGUUUCAAAGGGAGACAGUGAAGUGCAUGCUUAAUAUUUCACAAGUGUGUCUACUUUGCACUGGAUUGUUUUCCCAAAUAUCCCAAAGCAUCUCCAAAGGGUUAACAAUCUGGUUUGAGCGGACAAGAGAAGGGAAAACAGACUGGUCAAGAGAAGGACUUCCCUUCAUUUGCUUCUGCAUCACUUCCCCAUGGAAGCGAGGAUCGUUUCCCCCUCUUUCCAGGCAGGUAUGCUUUUAUUGACAGGCUAUAAAUAAACCUUCCAGUGUGUGAGAAAAAAGGGGGGAAGAAUAGCAACUCUCAGUGUGACUGUGUGUGUUCUAGUGGCAGGAUGUUUUUUAUGAUCCUGUUUCUUGUAAACACUGAUGCAGCUUUUGUAGCACAGAUGUGAAGGAGGCGGCUACUCAUUGUUCUAACACCUGCUGUCCUUUAAAAUGGACACUAUUUCCAUAAGCCAUUGAGAAAACACAGGCUAAGAAAUAUACUUUGCAGGCCAAACCUUGUGGAUAAUUUGGUAAAACCAUUGAGAAACUAGCACCUGCCCAGUUUUCAUUAUAUUUUAUUGGGAGAGGAAAGAGAUUUCCUCCAUCAUAAUAAUUAUACAGAACAAUGGUUUCAAUAUCCAAGGUGUCAGUGUGAGAAAAAUCCUAACAGCAUUUUUUAAAAAAUCGGCUGCAUUUAUAAAUGAAAGUCGAAGCUGUAAUUUGCAUAGCACUGUGAAUGUUUGAGGUGACUAGAAUUGCAUUGCAAAUCGCUAACAAGAUGUUUAUAACCAUGUAACAGUAUAUUAAUAGUGCUUUAACUCAGAAGGUAGCAUUCUCAGUUCUUUCACAGAGAAACUUCCAGAACCCUCUUGAAUUAAGGAGAAUAGGAAAGAUCUCUACACAUCAGAUCAAUACUUUCUGCACUAAGAAAUGCAAACUGACAGUGACCCAUGAGCCAACAGUUAGAAGACAUGUGAAGGCAGCCCUGUAAUGGGAAGUUUUUUAAAGUUUAACGUUUUGUUAUGUUGUUAAAUACAUAUGUUGGAAGCCGCCCAGGGUGGCUGGGGCAACCCAGUCAGAUGGGUGGGGUAUAAAUAGUAAUAUUAUUAUUAAGGAAUAGUAUUUCUCCCUAUUUUGAUUGGAGAAAUGUUGGAGGGUAUGUAUUGUGUGACUUGUAGACUCCUGAAAAGGGAAGUUGAAAACAAAUUGUGUGUUCAGCAACACUUCAGAUAACUUCAAUUAAAGAAGCAUG
Molecule: messenger RNA, 4460 nt
Organism: Podarcis lilfordi (Lilford's wall lizard)
Lineage: Eukaryota; Metazoa; Chordata; Lepidosauria; Squamata; Lacertidae
Source: the annotation of a GenBank genome assembly